Heterotrigona itama is the source of this 1863-nucleotide messenger RNA. The record is from the annotation of a GenBank genome assembly. Lineage: Eukaryota; Metazoa; Arthropoda; Insecta; Hymenoptera; Apidae.
AUGAGAGUCCAAUUGUUGGUCGCGCAGGUGAUGGCGGCCAUGAUGAUGGUGAAAUGCAGCGAUAUUACACCAGCGGUUUUUGGUAGCGUAUUGGACGGUAUGCCAGCGGCCUUUGGCGAUUUUAAUUCCGACGAACUGACCGACGUGUUCAUGCUGCGCAAGAACUGCACCACCGUUCAAAUUUUUCUCGCCGCCGAACAGGAGCCUCUUUUGAGGCCCAGCUCCGAGCUAAGUUGCACGUUCCGCCGUUCGGUGGUGGGCGUAGUGCCGGGAGACUUUGACGGAGACGUGUUCAUGGACGUGUUGGUCAUCACAUACGACAGAGAGAAGAACCUGUCGCACGGUUACAUACUAUGGGGUGGAAACGGCCGGUUAAACUGUACGAACGAGGAUCACCCGGUGAUAAGCAUGAGAGGGCAACCGUUGGCUCUCGACUACAACGGCGACAUGAUAAUAGAUCUGUUCGGCUUGGACGAACAGAAGAACAGGGUGUUUUGGAUAUUCGACGAGAGCAGAAACCCUCCGAGAAAGAUUCCUAUGCACUCGCCUGUGAACCUGCCGCUGGCAUUCAUCAGGGAGCCUCACUCGAACGCCUAUCUCGACCUGAACAGCGACUUCUUGGCCGAUCUGGUGGUCACGACGGACAAACACUUUGAAAUUUGGCUGGGCGUGGAGCAAGGAUUCCGAUACGACAGACUGAUAAAGUUCCCCGGCGGAGUCUCCAAGAACUUCAAAGGCGUGCUCGGGCAAACGUUGUACCUGGACGUCGAGCUGACCGGCAAGAUGGAUCUGCUUUUGCCUCUGUGCUUCGACGAGGCGUGCGCCAACAGCACCAUCAUGAUGUACUCCGCGGACAAGUGGCACGAUCUCGGGGUGAACUUGAGGGAUAACGACAACAUGCUGUGGGGCUUUGUGAAACCGAACGGGCAUCGAUAUACCGACACGAUCACUCUUCACGGCGGUGACUUCAACAUGGACGGUUAUCCAGAUCUGCUGGCCACGCUCAAGCCGACCACUGGCAAACAGCAGCGGUCCUAUCUGCUGGAGAACGUGGCGUGCGACACGUGCGAGAAUUUCACCCGAAAAUUCCAAGUGAAAUGGCAAGCGCUGAGUCCGUUCCGCAACGAAACAGCGAUGGCCGUGUUUUACGAUUUCUACCAAGACGGGAUCUUGGACGUGAUCUUGGUGGAGGUGGAGACAAGCAGGAACAGCUACCGUACAGCUGCCUUCAAGAACAGCUUGGACUACGACGCGAACUUUGUGAAGGUGAUGGUGCUCACUGGACGGAACAACAGCAUGUAUCCGAUCUCGCCGGGCUCGCUCGGCAAGAAGAAGCGAACUUACGGUACGAAUCUUCCCGGUCCGUCGAUAGCCUAUCGGACCACGACUCAGGACGGCAGCCCGCGAAACGCGAUCGCCGCUCAGCUCCCGCAGAGCGCCCAUUUCUCCCUGAAUUUGCCAUACACGACCUUCGGUCUGGGUAGAACCCCCAACUUUGUCGAUGCUCUCACUAUCGGGGUAAGCUAUCUUUCUCACUUUGCAUUUUCUCUCCGAAUUUGUCGUCAUUCGUUUGUUUGUUUGUUUGUUUGUCCACGACAGGUCGGGGGGAAAUAUCGGGAAUGGCCGCAAAUCAUCCCCAACUCGCAGAUGGUAGUGAUACCGAAUCCAAUCAUGGAACCCUCGAGGUGGAAAGCCCAGCUGUUCGUAACUCCCAGCAAACUGAUAUUGCUGAGCGCUGCUGCGUUAACCGCCACCUGCGGCCUCAUAUCCUUGAUCAUCGUCGCGCUCUACUGGAAAGAGCGAAGGGAGGACAAGCUCGAGAAGCUUCAGGAAGCGCACCGAUUCCCAUUCGACGCGAUGUGA